GCUUGUAAAAAAAUGGAAAGUGACCUUGCAGACUUAGAAAUUCAAGCACAGGAAAAUGAGAAGAUGAAGAAAAAAGUUCAGGAUGAGUUGAUGAGAGAAAAAAAUGACUUCACGAAGAAAUGGAAAGCUGAUAAUUCAAUGCAAGAGGUGUUUUCAACGCGGGACCAAGGUGUGGCUGAGGCCUUUGGGUAUUUGCUGACCAAGGCAGAGAAGAGAGAAAAUAAAAUAGAUGAGGUCACUUUCAAACUGCGUGAAGAGCUGGGAGUGUUGUCGGACUUCCUGAAUGAAAUCGCUUCGAGGCCGCCAAAUGCAAUCAGUGAGGUGCAUAAAAAAAAAAAAAAAAGACCUGAACACAUAGAAAUUGUGAAUUAUGAACGCUCAAGAUUAUCAGUUUGGCACAAAAAGGUCAUGGUGAAACAAACACAAAAUUUCAAAAUAUAUCUAGAAGAAAGUAGGACAAUUCUAAGCACUGGGGUAGGCAAACAAUCCAAGAAAAAAAAUAUCAGGAGAUCCAAAACAUAA
Molecule: messenger RNA, 522 nt
Organism: Candidula unifasciata
Lineage: Eukaryota; Metazoa; Mollusca; Gastropoda; Stylommatophora; Geomitridae
Source: the annotation of a GenBank genome assembly